Molecule: messenger RNA, 831 nt
Organism: Homo sapiens (human)
Lineage: Eukaryota; Metazoa; Chordata; Mammalia; Primates; Hominidae
Gene: MYMK
Product: myomaker, myoblast fusion factor
Exons: 5
Coding region: 116-781 (221 amino acids)
Biological process (GO): myoblast fusion; positive regulation of skeletal muscle hypertrophy
Cellular component (GO): plasma membrane; Golgi membrane; membrane
Source: RefSeq, marked validated
AGCUGCCAUCAGAGCCCUGCCCAAAGGGAGCUGGCCUUCCCACUUCGUGCUCCUGUGCUGGGGACCUGGGACACCAGCACCCUCCCCACCCCAGCCAGUGCUUUCCUCCUGGCCCAUGGGGACGCUGGUGGCCAAGCUGCUCCUGCCCACCCUCAGCAGCCUGGCCUUCCUCCCCACUGUCAGCAUCGCGGCCAAGAGGCGGUUCCACAUGGAGGCCAUGGUCUACCUCUUCACCCUGUUCUUCGUGGCGCUCCACCAUGCCUGCAAUGGACCCGGCUUGUCUGUGCUGUGCUUCAUGCGUCACGACAUCCUGGAGUAUUUCAGUGUCUACGGGACAGCCCUGAGCAUGUGGGUCUCGCUGAUGGCACUGGCCGACUUCGACGAACCCAAGAGGUCAACAUUUGUGAUGUUCGGCGUCCUGACCAUUGCUGUGCGGAUCUACCAUGACCGAUGGGGCUACGGGGUGUACUCGGGCCCCAUCGGCACAGCCAUCCUCAUCAUCGCGGCAAAGUGGCUACAGAAGAUGAAGGAGAAGAAGGGCCUGUACCCAGACAAGAGCGUCUACACCCAGCAGAUAGGCCCCGGCCUCUGCUUCGGGGCGCUGGCCCUGAUGCUACGCUUCUUCUUUGAGGACUGGGACUACACUUAUGUCCACAGCUUCUACCACUGUGCCCUGGCUAUGUCCUUUGUUCUGCUGCUGCCCAAGGUCAACAAGAAGGCUGGAUCCCCGGGGACCCCGGCCAAGCUGGACUGCUCCACCCUGUGCUGUGCUUGUGUCUGAUGCUGCGCCCAGCCCGGCUCUGAGCCCCUGCCCUCCCCAGCUCACACUUG